AUGGAAGGAACCGGAUAUGCGUUCGUGUUGAUGCUUUGCAUCGCAAUUGCUGCAGGAUAUCAAACGGGUAACCCGUCGAACGACUACGAAACUGAUGGCCCCUGUGACUAUUCUGACUACGAUUCCUAUGGUAGCUGUGGUUAUUGGCAGUGGAGAUGUUAUUACUCCGGGAAAUGCAUCUCUCAGUCACAGAAGUGUAACGGUCGCAAUGACUGUCCCAACGGUGAAGACGAAUACAACUGCCAUGGGUACCAAACGGAUUACCCGUCCUACGACUACGACACUGAUUCCCCAUCUGACUACGACUCUUAUGGUAGCUGUGGUUAUUGGCAGUGGAGAUGUUAUUACUCCGGGAAAUGCAUCUCUCAGUCACAGAAGUGUAACGGUCGCAAUGACUGUCCCAACGGUGAAGACGAAUACAACUGCCAUGGGUAUCAAACGGAUUACCCGUCCUACGACUACGACACUGAUUCCCCAUCUGACUACGAUUCCUAUGGUAGCUGUGGUUAUUGGCAGUGGAGAUGUUAUUACUCCGGGAAAUGCAUCUCUCAGUCACAGAAGUGUAACGGUCGCAAUGACUGUCCCAACGGUGAAGACGAAUACAACUGCCAUGGGUACCAAACGGAUUACCCGUCCUACGACUACGACACUGAUUCCCCAUCUGACUACGACUCUUAUGGUAGCUGUGGUUAUUGGUGGCAGUGGAGAUGUUAUUACUCCGGGAAAUGCAUCUCUCAGUCACAGAAGUGUAACGGUAACAAUGACUGUCCCAACGGUGAAGACGAAUACAACUGUCAUGGGUACCAAACGGAUUACCCGUCAUACGACUACGACACUGAUUCCCCAUCUGACUACGACUCUUAUGGUAGCUGUGGUUAUUGGCAGUGGAGAUGUUAUUACUCCGGGAAAUGCAUCUCUCAGUCACAGAAGUGUAACGGUAACAAUGACUGUCCCAACGGUGAAGACGAAUACAACUGCCAUGAUGAUGGUGUGCGACUAGUUGGUGGAAACUUCUCCUCUGAAGGUAGAGUUGAAGUAAGGUAUAAUGGCACAUGGGGCACUGUAUGUGACGACGACUGGGACAUCAGAGACGCCAACGUUGUGUGCAGACAACUCGGCUAUACUGGAGCAACUGAUGCAUGGCAGAACGCACACUUUGGACAAGGAACAGGUCAAAUACUCAUGGACAACGUCAACUGCAAUGGACAUGAAGGCAGAUUGCAGAAUUGUAAUUUCCAGGGUUGGGGUUCGCACAAUUGUGGACAUUAUGAAGAUGCCUCCGUGACGUGUAAUGAAGGAUAUCAAACGGAUUACCCAGAUUAUCCAUCGUACGACUACGACAGCGACACUGAUGGCCCAUCCGACAACUGGUCCGACUACGACUAUAGCGUAUAUCAUUGCGACGAUGGCAGGCAAAUUCCUAGAGUGUGGAGGUGUGAUCGUAUUGUAGAUUGCACUGAUGGAGAUGACGAGGCGCACUGCUUCCAUCACGGAGACUCGGGGAGUGUCUCCAAGAAGGAUGAGGUUGAGGGUGAGAGGGAUACUCUUAUGGAGAAGCUUCGUGCACGCAUGCGCAAGGAAGCGAAAGAUGAAGCAAAGCCUCAGUAGGCCUACUAAAAAAAUAAGAUUUUGCAAGUCAUUUCCAAGAUGACGUCAUGGAUAUUAAGGCUGCCAAGAAUCUGACCACGGACAAGUUAUUAGAUAGCAAGUCAUAUCCUAAUUUAUGAUGUAUAGUCACUGGCAAGUUAGUUUAAGCUUUACGGUUGCUCUUGUGUUUUUGUUCACCUUUGAUGUUUAUUUGCGCUUCGGAAUGAAUGACUGACUGGAAAGAUACCCCUAUACUUUACUUUAUUGUUGAACUUGCAUUAUUCCCGGGUAUACAGAAAAACAGUGUUGAUAAUGUAGUCAUUCUAAAAGUGCAAAAUCAGGUAAUGAAAUCCAAAUCAUAAUUAUCACAUUCAUUACAUCAACAACAAGCUAAGUGGUUUUGUGUAUUUAACUGCCAUAAAUGGAAGUUGAAGUUGAACUGUCAGGGCUUGAUGAUAAUAAAUUUUCUUACAAAAGCUGCUGCCACAACAGUCGAAAAAUAAUGUUUCCUGUUAUUAUUAAUUUUAUUUAUUUAUUAGUUUUUUUAAAGAAAUAGACGAAAAUCCUAACUCACACUAGUUCGGGCACUCAAAGCAGACUUGUUGAAAAUAAAAGAACAACAGCAACAAAAUAAACAGUCGUUCAUUUGGACCGAAAACGGUACUGUCAUAUUUAUAGAUAAAUAAAUAAAUACCAAUAUCAAUGUUAAAAGUCAUUAGCCGAAGUUCAAAGUGAAGCUUGUCAGAACAUUGAACCAAACCGUGAAUAAAUCGAUCUGCAACAAUUUUUUUUAAGAUUGGGAUCCUGAGGCCGAAGCCGGUCUUUACGAAACGGUUUAUUUGGACAUUGGUCUUGACAAUUUUACAAAAUAAUAAUGUCCACGUAAGAAACUAGGUACCACACAAUAUCGUAAAAACACGUACACGGUCUAUAAUAAAGUAAGUUGUUGUGUGUCGGACUUUAUU
Molecule: messenger RNA, 2552 nt
Organism: Asterias rubens (European starfish)
Lineage: Eukaryota; Metazoa; Echinodermata; Asteroidea; Forcipulatida; Asteriidae
Product: sortilin-related receptor-like
Exons: 11
Coding region: 1-1608 (535 amino acids)
Cellular component (GO): membrane
Molecular function (GO): protein binding
Source: RefSeq, a predicted model, not a curated record